This is a messenger RNA of Nelumbo nucifera (sacred lotus), 1455 nucleotides long. Its product is annotated as bifunctional nitrilase/nitrile hydratase NIT4B-like. The record is from RefSeq and is a predicted model, not a curated record. Gene Ontology annotation, biological process: detoxification of nitrogen compound. Gene Ontology annotation, molecular function: nitrile hydratase activity; nitrilase activity. NCBI's taxonomy places the organism in Eukaryota, Viridiplantae, Streptophyta, Magnoliopsida, Proteales, Nelumbonaceae.
GGAUAAUAGGAAUAAUGGCUUUAAUUCCAUCUCCGAUCAAUGGUGGAUCCGUCAUUGCUGAAGUCGAUAUGGGUUCGGACUCCUCUGCUCCAUCGGUUCGAGCCACCGUCGUUCAGGCAUCGACCAUCUUCUAUGACACUCCCGCCACUUUAGACAAGGCAGAAAAGCUAAUCGCAGAGGCUGCGGGUAUGGGGUCGCAAUUAAUUGUAUUUCCAGAAGCGUUUAUUGGUGGCUAUCCGCGCGGUUCCACUUUUGGUUUUGGUGUUACUAUCAACGGUGGAACAUCCAAGGGUAGAGAUGAAUUCCGAAAGUAUCAUGCAGCUGCAAUUGGUGUACCUGGUCCUGAAGUUGAGCGGUUAGCAGCAAUGGCCAGAAAGUAUAAGGUUUUCCUAGUGAUGGGGGUGAUAGAGAGAGAUGGAUAUACACUCUACUGCACAGUCCUUUUUUUUGAUUCACAGGGCCAUUACAUGGGUAAACACCGAAAACUCAUGCCGACAGCUUUGGAGCGUAUAAUAUGGGGGUUUGGAGAUGGAUCAACAAUUCCUGUGUAUGAGACUCCAAUUGGAAAAAUAGGUGCCCUCAUUUGCUGGGAAAAUAGAAUGCCCCUAUUAAGGACAGCAUUGUAUGGUAAAGGCAUUGAGAUAUAUUGUGCGCCUACAGCUGAUGCCAGAGAUGUGUGGCAGGCAUCCAUGACCCACAUUGCUCUUGAGGGAGGGUGCUUUGUUCUAUCUGCAAACCAGUUCUGCUUAAGAAAGGAUUACCCAUCUCCACCAGAAUACAUAUUUGAAGAUCCUUCUCCAGAUUCUGUUGUGUGUGCUGGAGGUAGUGUCAUCAUUUCACCACUAGGGACGGUUCUGGCAGGACCAAAUUAUGAUGGAGAGGCUCUCAUCACAGCUGAUCUAGAUCUUGGAGAAAUAACACGAGCAAAGUUUGAUUUUGAUGUGGUUGGACACUAUGCGAGGCCUGAUGUGCUUAGCUUGACGGUGAGGGACGACCCAACUAAUCCAGUUAUUUACACCUCUGUAGCAGAAACAGAAGGCUCCCAGAAAUCGUAAGGUUUAUAUUGGUGAACGUCCUGUCAUUCCUGGCUUUAGGACCUAGUCACAUGGUUUUCUAACCAUCUUGCUGAGUCUGAAAUAUGAAGAAAGGCUUUGGAAGGUGAUUUGCAGAACAUAAUUAGCAGGAGCUUAUGUGUUCUAAUGCUUUUUUGAGUUCAUGCCCGGCAAUAUAUCCAGCCAUUCUUCAACAACAUUCUUUGACUUGUUACCCUUGGUUUGAGACCUUUCAAUGUCCUAAGCUCUCUUUUACCAUUAUAAUAUAUAAUAAAUUUAAUAUUAUGUUCAACAACAUAAUAAGCCCAAGCAUUUAAUUUAUGUAUGAGAAAGCCAAAUUUCUGAAACGGCAACAGGAUCUUGUUUCUACUCAACUUCGAAGAAAUUAUAAUCAUUUGCUUAA